Molecule: messenger RNA, 778 nt
Organism: Filobasidium floriforme
Lineage: Eukaryota; Fungi; Basidiomycota; Tremellomycetes; Filobasidiales; Filobasidiaceae
Exons: 4
Coding region: 68-403 (111 amino acids)
Source: RefSeq, a predicted model, not a curated record
CAUCAAUUCCGACUAGAGAGAUAGCUUAGAGAAUAGAGAAUUAGGGAUCACAUUGAAUCAAGCAACAAUGGAUAUCGCGUACAACCUGGUCGCUUCGAAAUGCGCACAACAGAUGCAAGCUUAUCAAGAAUGCGUGAUGAAGAAUCAGGAUGGGAACUGGGCGGACAUCUGUAGAGAUCAAUCUCAAGCUGUCACGCAGUGUGCGAACGAGACUAUCCCGAACCUGUCAUCCCUGAAGACGACCUGUCAAUCCCAGAUCGAGACAUACACGCGGUGCGUGGACUCGGCAUCCCGGACAGGCUUGUCAGACAAGGAGAUGGAGGAGAGUUGUCGGGAUAGCAUGAAGGCUCUUUGGAAGUGCUGCGAAGGGGUGUUAGGUGGAGUUGCCGGGGGAUCGUCGUAAUGCUGGACUUACGGCAAGGGUUUGCCCAUUCAGCACGAUAGACGGUUCAUGGUCUCGUCACCAAAGGAGAUACGGCCUAUCGAUCGAGGCAGGUCUUCAUCAAGAUUGAAUUGAGAUGAGGGAAUAUAUGUAAGGGAUCCAGCCUGCGGAGGUACAUGAGCAGGAGUAGGGGUUUGAAACUCCGAGACGCAGAGGAAGGUUGAGCGAAGAGAUGGCCACGAACUUGACCGCCCGCCCGCCCGAGUCAGGGAUCUUCUUGCGUGGGGCAGUGUAUGCAUAGGAUCGCUCCGUCCUAUAGUCAUGUCGCCCAUUUGUACUAUGCCCAGUAGAGGAGGAAGUCAAGACGAACAGAUGAAUACACACAGUUCGACCCGA